Puma concolor (puma) is the source of this 3040-nucleotide messenger RNA. Lineage: Eukaryota; Metazoa; Chordata; Mammalia; Carnivora; Felidae. The record is from RefSeq and is a predicted model, not a curated record.
GUUCCUCCCUCCCAGAGCUCCCCGCCUGGCCCUCCCUUCUAGUCUCCGCUGCGCCCUCGCGGAGGCAGCGUUUGCAGCGGCCUUGCUAUGUCUCAGCCGGGCCAGAAGCCCGCGGCCUCCCCGCGGCCCCGGCGCGCUGCAGCGGCCCGCCAAACCCAGGAGCAUGCCGGUGAAAAAACCAGUGGAUCACCUUCAAAGUCAGGAGAAAAGAAAGGAUCAGAUGAGAAAAAAGCAACAAGCCUUGGGAGCAGUCAGCCUUCCAGAACCCAUGCUGGUGGAACAGCCCCGGCCACCAAGGUGUCAGCUUCUUCUGCUUCCACCAGCAAGUCUUCCAGUAUGAAUCCCACAGACACCAAGGCUAUUCCAAUCAGCAAACAGAUGGAAGGACAGCAUUCCCCCAGCAAGAAAAGACCCAAAAAACAGGCUGCAAAAACAGAACCUGAAAACAAGUCACAAUCAACUAAGCCAUCUGUGCUUCCUGAGAAAAAAACCCAAGAAAUAAAGCCAAAGGAACACAAAGAGCCAAAAAGCCUACCCAAGCAUGCAUCAGAUACAGAAAGCAAGCAUGUUCAUAAUGAAAAAGCAGUUUCCAGAUCAAGUGAGCAGUUGACAUCUGAGAAAUCAACAAAACCAAAGACUAAAUCACAGGAUGCAGUUUCUGCUGGCAGAGAAGGUGUUGCUGAUACAGCUGCAGCAUCUGCCAAACCAGAUAACAAGAAAAAAGAAAAGAAAUCAUUAACGUCUGCUGUACCAGUUGAAUCCAAACCGGGUAAACCAUCUGGAAAGUCAGACCUGGAUGCCGCUUUGGAUGACUUAGUAGACACUUUAGGAGGACCUGAAGAAACUGAAGAAGAUAACACAACAUAUACUGGACCUGAAGUUUCAGAUCCAAUGACUUCCAUCUACAUAGAGGAAUUAGGUAAAAGAGAAGUCACCAUUCCUCCAAAAUACAGGGAACUUUUGGCAAAACCCAUGGGGCCAAGUGAUGCCAUAGAUGCUUUGUCAUCUGACUUCACCUGCAGUUCUCCUACCGCUGGUGGAAAGAAACCUAAGGAAGAGAAAUCUACAGAAGAGGUUCUUAAAGCUCAGCCAGCCAGGGUAGUCAAAAGUGCUGCUUCACCCCAAGAGAAAAAAAGAAAGGUGGAGGAGGACACAAUGAGUGAUCAAGCACUGGAGGCUCUUUCUGCUUCGCUGGGCACUCGGAAGCCAGAACCUGAGCUCGACCUCAGCUCCAUUAAAGAAGUUGAUGAGGCAAAAGCUAAAGAAGAGAAACUAAAAAAGUGUGGUGAAGAUGAUGAAACUGUGCCUUCGGAGUAUAGAUUAAAGCCAACCACGGAUAAAGAUGGAAAACCACUUUUGCCAGAGCCUGAAGAAAAAUCCAAGGCCCUGAGUGAAUCAGAACUCAUUGAUGAACUUUCAGAAGAUUUUGACCCGCCCAAAAGUAAAGGAAAACGAUCUAAGACAACCAAAAAAACAGAAGCAUCUCAGGCUGCUGCCUUGACUCCUGUGAGUGAGGCUGUGCCUCGAGCUUCCAUGUGUACUAUACUGUCCACACCGACCAAGCCAGCUCCUUUGAAAGGCAUGGUGCCAGAUGAUGCUGUAGAAGCCUUGGCUGGUAGCCUGGGGAAAAAGGAAGCAGAUCCAGAAGAUGGAAAGCCUGUGGAAGAUAAAGUCAAGGAGAAAGCCAAAGAAGAGGAUCGUGAAAAACUUGGUGAAAAAGAAGAAACAAUUCCUCCUGAUUACAGAUUAGAAGACAUCAAGGAUAAAGAUGGAAAACCCCUCUUGCCAAAAGAGCCCAAGGAAUCACUUCCACCCGUGACUGACGACUUCCUUCUUGAUGCUUUGUCUAAGGACUUUGCUGGUUCCCCAAACUCUUCAUCUCUUAAAUUUGAAGAAGCUAACCUUUCUGCUGCCAUCUCUGAAGUGGUUUCCCAAACCCCAGCUCCAACCACAUACUCUGCUGGCCCGCCCCCUCAUGUGCAGGGCGACAACAAGGAACUGGAUGAUGCCUUGGAUCAACUUUCUGACAGUCUAGGACAAAGGCAGCCUGAUCCAGAUGAGAACAAACCAAUAGAGGAUAAGGUCAAGGAAAAAGCUAAAGCUGAACAUAGAGACAAGCUGGGAGAAAGAGAUGACACCAUCCCCCCUGAAUAUAGACAUCUCCUGGAUAAUGAUGAUGAGGGCAAACCCGUAAAGCCACCUACACAGCAACCCAAGGACUCAAAGAAAUCUGCAGCUGACAAAGACCCCAUUGAUGCCCUCUCAGGUGAUUUUGACAGCUGUCCUACACCCACAGAAACCUCAGAGAAGACAGCAGAGAAGGACAAAGUCAAGACAACUGCUCCCAGCUCCAAAGCACCCAAGAAUGGGGGUAAAGCAAAGGAUUCUGCAAAGGCACAGGAUGAAACUUCCAAGCUAAAAGCUGAUGAAAAAAAUACAAGUUAAAGUUCACACUAUUUGGUAUCUGCCUAUACAAUCUUCAGCUGGUGAAUGGUGACUUUUGAAGGACAAAAGGCUUUGAACAAAAGAAAAUUUUUCUGGGUGGUUUCUAAACAGUGUUAUUUGUUGACUCUUGACAUCCUAAACAUUGGUUAUUCUUUUCCCAGAAAGAAAAUGAAUUUGUCUGGUUCAUCUGUGUAACUUACUGAGUAUUGAUAAACUUUGAAUUUUUAAAAAUUGCCUUCAGUUGGGAGAGACGGGAACUCUAUAUUUCUAAGAGAUAUAUUUGAUAGUUUCUUAAAACAACAUAUAAAAGGAAAAACCUUUGCAGACUUUUGCACAUUCUACACACAGUGCCUGUAAAUCUCAUUAGUUUUUUUCCAUUUGCACUUACUUUUAUUGUUAGCAUUUGGAAAACAAUGCUUUGAAUGUGUUUAAUGUUCUGAUUUUUCAUUACCCAUCUCCUCUUGGGCUUUAGAACUGUAUUUGAUGUUUCUUUGGGUUAAUGUUUAUAAGUCAAACAUAAAAUAUUGUACAGUGGGCACAUAUCUCCUCUUGGGCUGCUAAUAAAUUAAUAACCUGGACAGACCAGGACAUGCUG